This is a messenger RNA of Pieris brassicae (large cabbage white), 4059 nucleotides long. RefSeq lists its product as uncharacterized. Gene Ontology annotation, biological process: positive regulation of transcription by RNA polymerase II. The record is from RefSeq and is a predicted model, not a curated record. Gene Ontology annotation, cellular component: cytoplasm; nucleus. Lineage: Eukaryota; Metazoa; Arthropoda; Insecta; Lepidoptera; Pieridae. Bases 364 to 3369 code for a protein of 1001 amino acids. Gene Ontology annotation, molecular function: DNA-binding transcription activator activity, RNA polymerase II-specific; RNA polymerase II transcription regulatory region sequence-specific DNA binding. The transcript has 9 exons.
UCGCGUAGCACGUAUCGCCCAACGCCGCGACGUCGAUCUUCCGAUCGCGAAAAAAGUUAACACACGAAACUUUCUUGACUUUCCUUUCAACGCGAAUACUGUUGGACUGGAACUGUCUGUUUUUCAUCCGGCACACGUCGAGUGACCUUACAUUAAACCGGAAUUUGGUACCCCAAGAACAAGUUUGGUCUGUUCCCGUGGCAGGACAUUCGUGAAGUGAGAACUUUAUUUCAGUGCUGUGAUCAGUGUCUGUGUGAUUAUCUUAAACAGAUCGAUUUGAGGAGGACUGGUCUUCACCUUAGGUUGGCUUUUUAUUAGAGUGCUGUCAAACGUUGCAAGCAUGCGGCCGCGGGUGUGGCAGUGAUGAGCGCGCGCGGCGCGGGCGGGCAGCGCUGUCAGUUAAUUCUGCAGCGCUGCCUCGCCAUUCACCUCGCCAAGCCGGGCACCGCGCCCGACGACUUCUGGAUGUACGACUCCGGCUAUCUGCUCUUCCAGAGCUUCCUCGCGGCGAAUGCGAAAUGUUGGUGGGCUGGUGCUCUCGCUGCUGCCACUGCGGAACUCCGGUACGCGGGAUACGUGGCACCUGGGGUGCUGUUGGUGGCAGGUGCACCCCGGGCUUUAGAAACCGUCCGUGGAGCAUAUUCCCGAUCCGUCCUCAAACCACCGCCUACUUAUCUUAUAUGCGGCCUUGGUGACAUUGAAGACUGCAUUGUAACACCGGCGUAUCAAGGCCAGUUCACUCCUCUUCCCGAAGCAUUAUGUGACUGCAUUAUGGACCUCACCUCGCAGGGGCAGUCAGCAACACUGGAGAGUAUAAGGACCUCAUUGUCUUCCAAAUUCCCGUCAAUGCAGACACCCUCAUCGGAAGUGGUGUAUGACACACUGGCUCAGCUGAUGCAAGAGAGGAAAAUCUACCAGACUUCGAGAGGAUUCUUCAUCGUCACUCCAGAACGUCGCCGCUCUCGUUCGCGAUCGUCAUCCCGUCAUCAUUCGACAGAGGAUGAGUGCAGUUCCCCUCGAACCAUCCUAAUGUCGGACCAAGAGGCUCUGCAUCAGCUCUAUGGCGAAAUCACUACAGUGCGAGAUGGUGCUAUCACGCAUCAGUGUGUGCAGACCAAUUUGGCUGACGUCAUCUGUGGAGGCAAUCCAAACGACAAGAUUCUAUACGGCCGUCCCAACAAACGGCGUAGUGCGUCUUUCCCAGCACCGCGCUCGCUCGACCGGCGACACUCCCUUCGAAUAUUCGGUUCGUCGAGCAAAUACUUGCAGCGAUGCGCAUCUACCCGCAGCCUGCACCACAAACAUGCGAACACGACAGACAGCUCUUCAUCCACUGACUACCCGCCUAGCGUAGAAUCUGCGUCGCCUAAGAAAGUGUCGUUGCUCUCCCGCUUAUUCAGACGAAGCGGCCGCAGCAAACAGACCCGCGCAAUGAGCACGUUUUCUGCACAGUUCCCGCCAACGGAAUGGUUCAAUUCCAAGGCGGUUCAUCUGCAUUGCGUCGCUACACAGACUGACUCUAAGGAGUCACUGCAGAGUCAAACAUCAUUCAUGUCAUCGUACUACGACGGAUCGGAGAUAAGCAAUCGGUCAUCGACAUUGCCCAGAAGGCACAAACGGCACCUGUCCACAGAGUCUGGUCUAGCAGGCUCCUUGCACUACGACCAUUCUCCCAUACGACAGUCCAGUCCCAGUUCUGGUAGUCUUCCCAGAUCCACGCUCAGCAGAAGCUCAACGAACAAAACAAUUCUGGACCACUUCGGUUCACCUCAAAGGAGCAGCGAUCCGAAGUUGAGGGACAGUCCCAGCGGAAGUUUACGAAGGGUAGAUUAUUCAGACCACGUCAUGUCUACCAGCGGUCCAUCGAGUUUGGAGAGCACAACGCCGCAUCGCACGCCAAGGAAAGAUAGCAGAAACGCACACUCCGAUCAGAAUUCCCCAAUGAAGCGCUGCUACAACAGCGGCAGCAGCGGUCACUCCAGUCUAGAAUCGCACAUAUCCGAUCGCACUUUAAAACCUGCACCUAGUCACGCUAGUGGAGCACCAGGACUUAGUAGAGCGCAAUCGCUCGUGAAAGUUCAAAGCUUGCAGAGUUCUCCAAAGAGCCUCCAUAAGUAUAGAACUAAACCUCCAAUCGUUGGAGGUGAAACUUUAAAAAAUGGCACAUCACCGAAGACGUCUCCAAAAAACUGUCCCAAUACGCCCAAAAAAACUGCGACCCCGUUACAUAACAAAAAUCUUGGAUCUAAAUUAGAAAACCCUACAACCGCUAUGCUCGCGAGCUCCAACUCAAACAACUCGAUUACUCUUAAGGUAACAACGAAUACAAUACAUCAAAACGGCGGGACGAAUACGAAAGUUUUCGUUCAAAAUUCACCAGUACGAUCGGUUAUUACAUUCGAAAAUGGUAAAGUUACGGAAACAAGUAAUGGAAGUAACAUUUACAUUAUUAACGACGACAGGCAAGUAGUGUCUGUACAAAAUGGUAUUUCAAAUUCAACAGCAAAGAACCCAACCGAAACGUCAUUUGAUGUAAGUGUUGAGAAUAACAAACAAAAGUACAAAGAAGCAGAGCCAAUUAAAGUACAAGAAAAUAAAUUUAACAAAAACUCGAUGAAUGAGGCGAAUAUGAAUAAUAAUCGAAAACUGUCACUACAAAUCGGCAGCGGCACAAAUAACAAUAGUUUCGUUUACAAAAAUCAAUUGAAUAAUACCAAUGAUAUCGCAUCAAAUCCCGCUUCACCAGCCAUACACAAUAACAUACACAACAUUGAAGCAACGCCUAACAGCAACCCCACGACACCUACGAAAAGCUAUGAUAACAUCAUCGGUUCAUUAGGAAGCCUGAGAUAUCAGAAAAACUCCUUAUCAUCAGCUAAUGGUGGCAUGCAAACGAAUAUUAACUCGAAUAGCGAACUGAAGAGUGUCGAUUUAUUGAAGAAAGCAGCUGCUUUACAAAUGUUGAAUGGCCUUCCAAACAACAGAAUGAGUUCAGAGUCGAUCGCAAAUCUAUUAACAAAAGGAAUCGAUACGAAACCAACAGUUUUAGGAUCGGAACCGAACCUAGCUUUAAAGAACCAAGAGUCGUUGAAAGACAAUACGUCGUCCGAGAAAAUAAAUUGCAUAGACAAUAAACAGAAACGGUACAGUUUAAGUCAAGAUGGCAAAAAGGAUAAUCAGGAUUUUUACAAUUUUCCUAGUCUUAGUGACUUGAGCUUUAACUUUACGAGUUUAGCCGCCCAGAAGAUAUUGAAAGGAGUCAGUAUAAAUAGUGUCGAUACUUUAGUGGAACUAAAUAUGGCCGCAAAUACGGACAAACCGAACAACCGUGACGUCACGCCGGUAUGCACAGAUUUUGGCCUUGUAUAGUGUCUUAUUAAGUUUAAAUGUACAAUAGUAGACUUUAUAUACGAUAUAAGUUAGCCUUAAAUAAUCAUAACUUAGAUUACACCCUACUUAUUAGUUCAAACUUUGUACUCAUUUGAAUUUUGUACUCCCCAUUUACUUCUUUAGAUAUCUUUCAUGUUUCAUGUAUCCCUUCUAAUCGAUAUUUAAGCCUAUACUAACUUAUUGUCAAUUUAAUGUACACGCAUCAUUAUAAUGCACAUUUUAAUCUUGUCCAGUGAGUGACAAUAAAGUUGAAAAACACUGAUGUGGCCUAAGCGUACCCAUCCAAAAGAAUUUAGUGCCUAAUAUAAUCGAAUUAUUUAUCCUAUUCAGUAUUCGUAGUGUAUAUUUUUAUGCCCUUAGCACAUAUCUAAAAAUAUCACUUAGAUUUAAAAACAUUCACCUGCACAUCUUUUCGUGCCAUCAUGUUUCCAGUGAAGCGAGUACAAACUAGUAUAUCUCCAUAAGAACAGGUUUCAUGUAAGGAAGAGGGAGUUAAAUAUAUGUCAUGUAUAAGUGCCAUAAACCAUAAUAUAAUUGUGAGAUCGGGCAAUGGGUUGGGAAGAUUGGUUUUUAAUUAUUUUGGUCAGCACUUAGUGCAAGACAAUGGGUAAUAUUUAUUCAUUAGAAAAUGUAAUCAAAAGUCAAUGCAUAUUAGUGUAAGAGUUCAGU